GCCAACCAGAUAAUAGUCGGAUAAAUGGACAAGUGAAUCGUUCAAAUAAAAAAAAAUUCAAUGAAAACUUCAUUUUUAUUCUAAAAAUCUCACAAAUUAAUGUCAAAAGUUCGCCGUGACAAUUUUUAUGUUUUGAACGAAAGUUUUCGAGUUACAAAAAAAGUCGCACGAAAAAAAUUCUAAUUUAAUUUGAGACAGCAAACAAAUUGUGAGAGAAGAAAAAAAAAUCAACAAAAUCAAUACGGAACACACAAAAAGCUAUUGAAUUAAAAAUAAAUAAGAAAAAUAUCUGUUGUAUUUUAACUUUUGAUCGUUUUUUCGUACAUUUUACCACAAAAUUUGAUACAUGAGAAGUAAUACGAGACAGAAGGAAAAAAAAAGUUUUUUCGUCGGAAACAAAAUGCGUAUUAAUAAUAAUAAUUGAAACAUUCCUCCUCCUCAAUCAUUUUUACUGAAAUAAUAGUUCAAGAAUUCAAUUUCAACAGCUCCGUAAAAAUCAUCAGAAAUCAUCAUCAAUCCUGUAAAAAAAAGUGAAAUGAAUUCAAAAAUGAUUUUUUUCAAGCUACAUUAAAAAAGAAGAAAAACAUUCAUACAAAAUUGAAUAAUUUUAAAAAUUCCUAAAGAGGUGCCAGAUAUUCUCAAUCAUGUAUAAAGGAGCCAAAUUUAUGUAAAAAAUAAAUAAUUAAAAAAAAAACUGAAGCCAAAACUGAAAAAAAAAGAUUUAGAAAGGUGUUAAUUGAUACAAAAAAAAAGUGACACGAAAUGGCGACGGGUUCACGUGAUUGCUCGCCAAAGCAACGAUCGUUUGUAAAUAUUGGCAAAAACAGUACAACAUCAAUUAAUUCGCUCGAUUCACAACGUUCCGCGAGCCCAACAACGUUGCCCGCCGGCAGUAUACCGAGUCGUCAACGCUCAUUGCGCGAUCGGCUUCGCGAAGGUAUUACCGGCGGAUUAUCUUGGCAGUCAAGGAGAUCGAGUACAGAAAUUGGAGCUAUGACUCGAAGUGCCGACCAUUUGCCCUACAGAAGGAGUAAGUCAAGAAGUGUAGAUCAUGGAUUGGCUACACCCUUUGAUCUGGAUUCCUUACGAUCGAAGGUCGAAGAACGCUUUGAGAGAACAAAUAGAGAGGAGAAGAAGAAAUCGACGACUCCUGUACCAACAAUCACAUAUACUGUGGGUGAUCGUGAUACACUCACAUCGGUAGCAGCCCGUUUUGAUACGACGCCCUCGGAACUCACGCAGCUAAAUCGUCUCGGAAGCAGUUUCAUCUAUCCGGGACAAACGUUACAAGUGCCAGACAAGUCGAAGAAGAUAGAUUCGGAUGAUGCGACGUCAGAGGCGUCAUCAGAACAUUUACCGCAUGCCACGGAUGAAUUGCCAAUCGAUGAAAAAGAAUUACUCGAGGGUCUUCGUCCGACAUCACCGCGCCCGGGGCACAUUGAACGUGUGAUAUCGCCUGCGGGAGCUCCUUCAGCUGCGGGAACCACGGAAGAUGGCAACGACGAAGAUCAAGUUUUGGUUCAACGUUUCCUCAAAAUUAACGUGCGACACAUUACCGAUGGGCAAGGCGUUGUUGGAGGCGUUCUUCUUGUCACCCCGAAUGCCGUGAUGUUCGAUCCGAAUGUCUCAGAUCCGUUGGUUAUCGAACACGGGCCCGAAAGUUAUGGCGUUAUUGCUCCCAUGGAAUUUAUCGUGAAUUCGGCAAUUUUUAAUGAUAUCGCGCAUAUGCGAGUUGCGGGCGGGAGUGAACGCAAAACUGACGAAAAACCCGAAAUUUAUUACCCGAAAAGUACGAGAUACGAUACACAUUCGCCGGGAAAGGAUUCUCUCGUGAAGGAUGAAACUUUUCCUGAACUUGGCGUUGGGAGUGUCGAUGUCGGCGACGAUCAGGAGAGCAUUUGUUCGAGCAACGAACGUGAUGGAGCAGCAUUUCCCAAAGCAUUUGAUCGAGAUCUCGUGACGCCGAGCGAAUUAAAAUGCGAUUCUGUGGAUGGAAAUGCAUCGCAAGCAGCUAACAAGAGCGAAGAUGAAGCGAAAACGACAUCAAAUACCUUGAACACUGAGGGACCAGCGCAGAAAACGUUAGAAGAACGUCGUCGCAGCUUAUUAGAUCAACAUUGGGCGAUCCCGAGCAAGGAUAGACGAAAAAGUUCAUGUGAUUCCAAUUCCAAAAGAUCUUCGGAGGACGAAGACGAAACAGAUGGCGCCUCAAUUAAACAACAAGCCAACACAGAAGGCGCUACGAGAACUAUUACAAGCAUUUCAGGCGUGAGUAUUGAAGCGCCAAGCGAUUUUAACGACGAUGCCAUGUCGAAAGUCUCGUGUCACGAUUCGGGCAUCGAUAUUCGUGAUCCUGUGCCCAUUGUUCAGCCAAUUCCAACAAAAAAGGUUUACAGUGAUGCUGAUAUCGUGCUGAGCAAAGAUUGGGUCCCGCCAGUUACAAUUGUUCCAACACAAGUGUCAGAUACGAGAUCUCUUUCGGCAUCGUCGCAUCAAAAUUUGAUUCAAUCGCAGAAUCUUGAAGGAGCCGGAAGGAAGAAGACCUCAAGUGUUAGCUUUAGUAUUGAUGAUAACAGUGAAUCAGCAAAUAAUACAACGACAAGUGAUAAAUCCAGCGAGAAGAAGAAUAAGAUGCUGAAACGCCUCUCUUAUCCCCUUGCAUGGGUCGAAGGACUUACGGGAGAGAAUAAGUCACAAGAGAACUCAGAGUCUGCGCCCAACACAGGCGAUUCGAAUCAAAGUGUAUUUUCUAAAGUAUUUUCAAGACGAUCAUCCAUUGGAACAUUCAUGCGUACAAGUCAAUCAAGCCAAUCAGAAGACCGUUCAUUAAAACAAAAGAACCCACCUCAGCCGAAACUCGACUAUCGAUCGAUGGUAUCAAUUGAUGAUAUGCCAGCGUUAUUUGUUAGUUUUGAUAAAUUGAUUCCGAGACCAGCUCGUGCAUGUCCCGAUCCCCCAAUGUAUUUGCGCUUACGCAUGGGACGUCAAACUGGUAAAUCACAACCGUUGCCUACCACAGUGAUGUCUUAUGGCAAAAAUAAAUUACGACCAGAAUAUUGGUUUAGUGUUCCUAAAAAUAAGGUUGAUGAAUUAUAUCGCUUCUUCGCAUCAUGGGUCCCUCAUUUGUACGGAGAAUUAGAUGAAGAGGCAAUUAAAGCACGUGGCUUCGAGCUUAUUCAACAUGAUACCGAAUGGACUGCCAAAGGAAGCCCAACAAAGGAUGGAGGUUCAAACGAUCCUGAAAUCAAAGAAUUAACACGAGAAUCAUGGGAGCUGCUAAAGGCACCAUUCGUCAAAACGUAUCAAAAAACUUAUCAUUUAUCACAACGUAUCAUAAGUGCUGGAUCCAGUGAAUUUGAUUACGGCGGCGAGGUGCUGUCUAUGAAUGAUGAUUUGAGGAGAGCGGCACUCUUUAAUCCGGGUUCAUUUGAUCAAGAUUUCCCCAUUCCCGAUCUGAUUGGACAAACAGAGAUUUUAAGUGAGGAACACAGGGAAAAGUUAUGUGGGCAUUUGCCGGCACGUGCUGAAGGAUAUGCGUGGUCUUUGGUAUUCAGCACUUCACAACACGGUUUCUCACUGAAUUCCUUGUACCGAAAGAUGCACAAGUUAGAAAGUCCCGUUUUAAUUGUCAUCCAAGACACAGAACAGAAUGUGUUUGGUGCUCUAACUUCUUGCUCACUGCAUGUCUCAGAUCACUUUUAUGGCACGGGCGAAUCGUUACUGUACAAAUUCAAUCCGACCUUCAAAGUUUUCCAUUGGAGCGGCGAAAAUUUGUAUUUCAUCAAGGGCAAUCCAGAAUCACUCGCUAUUGGCGCCGGAGACGGCAAAUUUGGCUUGUGGUUGGAUGGCGAUCUAAAUCAAGGCAGAUCUCAACAUUGCAGCACGUAUGCCAACGAACCGUUAGCUCCGCAAGAGGAUUUCGUCAUAAAAACGUUAGAAUGUUGGGCAUUCGUCUAAAAAGCAAAAAACAAAAAUCUUAUAAAGAAAAUAUAAAACUAAUAUUAAAAUGUGUGUAACACACGUCAAACUAGCUUUAGCUCAAUAAUAAUAUUUAUACAUACAAAAGUUAUAAGGAUCAUAAUAUAUAUAAAAAAAUAAUAAUAAUAACAUACAAGUUAUAUAAAAAAAAUAUCAUCAUACUAAAAACUACACAAACAACAAAAAACACGUUGGAAAGAAAAUUGCAUUGAAUUGCCAUAUUAAUUUCCAUUUUUUUUAUGUUAUAUACAUUACAACAACCAACAAAGGACACACACAUUUUAUUAUAAGUUUCAAUGUUUUUUUUUCGUUUUAAUUGUUUAGUUUUAGUCAUUAAUAUUAUUUACAAACAUCGUGAUUUUUCGUGAAAAAAAAAUAUUAAAAUUAUAUUAUAAUUUAUGGUUAAAUAUUAAUUUGUAAUAAUAAAGGAAAAUUAUAUAUUAUUUAUUUUAAGAAAACAAAAAAUUAUUCUAUCAAAUUUAUUUUUAAAAUUUGAAUGAAUUUUUUUAACGAAACGAUUUCCUUUAUGUG
Messenger RNA from Culicoides brevitarsis, 4509 nucleotides. It is a transcript of the gene mtd, whose product is annotated as oxidation resistance protein 1. Gene Ontology annotation, biological process: response to oxidative stress. The record is from RefSeq and is a predicted model, not a curated record. NCBI's taxonomy places the organism in Eukaryota, Metazoa, Arthropoda, Insecta, Diptera, Ceratopogonidae. Bases 763 to 3957 code for a protein of 1064 amino acids. The transcript is spliced from 19 exons. Gene Ontology annotation, cellular component: nucleus.